GAACUGUUAGCAAGUCUACAUAUAUCAAACAAAUUACAAACUUUUGAGAUAUCUGAUGAUAAAUUGUAUAAUACUCAGCAAUCGGAUAAAACAAAUGUAUGUAUCACUAAAAGCCAGGAAGAAAAUAUAGAAGUAUCCCGUAAAGAAAAAAUCUGUGAUAAUGAAAGUAUAGUACCACACAUAAGUCAUUAUGACUUAUGUGUGGUACCAAAAGAUACGUUACAAACUACAACUGUCAGCAGUGAAAACUCAUUAGCUAGAACUUCAUCUUGUAAUAAUAAUAAUGAACGUCUUGAUAUUACGGCGUCAUCUGAAAUAGCGUUAAAUAUCAAGUGUACCAAUGAUAAGGACAGUCACUCGGACGAACAGCGGUAAAAUUGUUAGUUAAUCUAAAAAAAGUGUUAAAUGAUCAGGCUGAAGAUGCUACGACUUUACAAUUACUUAGAGGAAUAAAGAAGACCUUGAGCGUCGCAUAGAAGCAUUAUAAAAUUGAAGAUGGAUCGCAGACGGAUGAUAAGUCAUGUGAUAUUCAACGAAUUACGGAAACCUUGGAAACUUCGAGUUCUGAACUUAACGCGCAUCUGUUUAGUGCAACAGAAGCUAGGCACAAACAAAAUAUCACCUCCAAAUUUAAAAUAAUUAAAUCUUUAUUAUUUUUCACGAUAGCUUCGAUUUCGCUCCUUAUAAGUAUUCUCUACGUAGCGUAUAGCUACUCAAAAAAACGAAUCGGAGAAACAUAUCCACGACUCAUCCAUCGGAGACAAAUAUAUCAAACACACAAGUAAGUGCGAAACGUAGAAGUACAUCCAGAUUGAGAGAUCAAAAACGUUUCACAAGUGAUCCUAGGCUUAUCAAUAUAGCGAUGAAUAAAAAAAUUCCGUUUUCAAGAACUCUUGAUACGAAAACAAGUAUAUAAUUGUUUAGUAGAUUUAGUAGAUAUGCUGUUAUUUAAACAUAAUUGUUUCUUUGAAAUAGAAAUAAUUAAGAGUAUGCAGGGACUGCAGAACUCGACAGCAAGAACAAAAAUUCAUUAGCAGUAAUUGAUAUGAAAAAUAAAUUAAAGAAGGAAUCAGUUACAAUUAGUAAGAAGGGUCCUAUAAAAGCGCCUAAAAAAGUACAUUCUGUGGGCAUUAUAAAAAAUAAAGUAUCUCUUGGAAGACAAACAUCAUCGUUCUCUCAAGUCACCCUGCCGCCCAAGUCCAAUAGCAUCGUUUCUCUCGACAAUAAAGUAAUCAGCAGCACUCCUAAUUCGAUGAUCUUGUCGACAUCAAAUAAUCAAGAAGACAGGACAUCAAAAAUAGAAUCGAAGUUCACUAAUAAGAAACGUAAUAUACCUUGCGAUAUUUCACCAGUGAUUAAGCCAAAGGGAACCAAUUCUAAGAAAUUAACCAACCAAUGCCUGCAAAAAUAUACACAUCUCAAUAUCAAGAAGCGGUUUCGUCUGGUAUUCCGAAGUACUGCACGCCGACGAGAAAAUAUAAUUCCUUACUCAACAUGAGCAGCUAUCGUCAGCAAUCUCCGCAACGUUUAAACAAAAGCUUCACAAGCUAUCAACAAUAUUCCCCAAUCCGUUCUAAUAGCAUCGAAAAAAUACUGCAGAGUCCUCUCAAGCAAAGCAAUAAGUUUCUUGAGAAAAUAAAACCACUUAAGUUGGUCUCUAAACUUAAGAAAAAUGCUACCAGUGACUUCACUCAAAAGGAAAAUUGCUCAGAAUAAAAUGACAUGAAGAUAAAAACAAUUGAGCCGUUGUGCAUCGAUUGCUCAAUAGAAGUAUAUCUGUAAAAAGAGAGAGAGGGCAGAGAAAAUGUAUAUAUUAUUAUA
Messenger RNA from Harpegnathos saltator (Jerdon's jumping ant), 1821 nucleotides. RefSeq lists its product as uncharacterized. The transcript is spliced from 4 exons. The record is from RefSeq and is a predicted model, not a curated record. The coding region runs from base 1046 to 1498 and encodes 150 amino acids. NCBI's taxonomy places the organism in Eukaryota, Metazoa, Arthropoda, Insecta, Hymenoptera, Formicidae.